AUGCCACAACAUUUGUGCUACGAACGAAGAAUGCAGCGGACAAGACAGCCAUGUCGACAGCUCAACAGCGAGGGCAUCAAGAGCACGGCCUUGUGCUAUCUAACGCCGGUAAUAAGUGGAAGGUGUAGUAUUAUCAGCGCUAAAUGUCUUUGUAGAGUGAAGGAUAAGGCCUUGCCAAAGGCCUGGGCAACAGUUUGUGGAAAGCGAGAUGUGUGCGAUCGUUUAAAGAACAUUUUAGUGCAAAAGUUUGACGCAUUUUUAUCUUUCCAAUACUGCAGGUAUCCACAACGUAGCAUUUUUCUUUAGUGCUAUAGGCAGCCAAGAGAAAAAAAAAGGCAGUAUCAAUGAGAACACAGACGAGGAGAGUAGUUCUGAAGAUGAGAUUCCCAGCUCGUUUUCUCAACAAUGGCUCGAAGGCAAUUUAACGAACGUAAACAAAUCACUCUGCUCUGCGAUUGCUUACUGGGUCGCGUUGACGACAGUAAACGGUGCGCCCGCCAGCCCAAUUUCUGUGCAUAAAACCCUGUUAAAUUCAGGACUGGAAGUCACAGCAACACAGGUAAUUAAAUUAUUUUCUUACUUUUUGAUAACCCAAGCAUUCCCUUAGCCGUGAACAAAGUAUUCAGCAUCUCUUGAUUCAUCUAUUUCUUUGCUAACAUUUAAGAUUUUUUCUCUUCUCAGUUGCUUUGAAAGAAAACCUAACAAAAACGACUGUACUUUUUUUCUUGUGACACUGCCAUUAUCAACUUGAAUUUUUUAUUUCGGAAUGAUUUUUGUCGUAACAGAAGUAAUUCUACUGUAAUUUGAACUCAGUUUUCAAUUGUUUCCGUUUUUUUUCUAAUUGAAAAAGUGCUUGUCCCGCGGACAAGUCAUGUCAAAGGUUUACAUGUGCAAAAUGAAUUUCUACCUGUCCCGGACAAUCGGACAUAGGUUUUGGUGCACCCCGAAUUCCUUGUUAAUAAUAGUAAUGAUGAUAAUGACAAUAAUAAAAGAUACAAGCGGUCAGUCAGUGAAGAAAGAGGAAAAGUAGAACCGUGUUGGGUAAAAUGCUUCAAUUUUAUAUGCAGUUUCAAGAGGGAAAAGAAUCCCCAGCCACAGCAGAACUUUACAAAGUGUUGAAAGAUCACAAAAAUCCUUUUAUGCAAGACCUCGUUAGCUUGUCCUUCAAACACUGUUACCAAGACGAAGCGAGAAAGGUGAUCGGCGAUGAUGGCUUAUGCACCCAGGAGUUGGACGACUGCGGAACUGAAAAUGUGGUGAGAGUGACCCUGGUUAACCCGAAAUUUCACACGUCCUUACUGAGUGCAGUCGAACUUCUGACCGCAGCUGAGCUACAAUUAGACAAAUUUGGCUUCGAGUCCAGCACGACAACGUCUCAAGCUUCCACCAGUCAGCUAUCCAUGACGUGCGAUGAGGAUAAGAUGCUGUCGGCGGAUAAACUUGCAAUCCUCGUUAACGAUAUACCGGUCGCCAUGGGAAAACUGGGCUAUCCAAGCUACCGGGGCAAAGUCUAUAAGAAGAAUGACCAAGCCAGAUACAAGACAAGAGGCGAGGCAAGAGCUUUCGUCAACACCCUCGCCACCAACGAGUUCUUCAAGGCAAGACUUCUUCGCGAGAUGAAGAGAGUGAUCGACCAGUUAUCCGAUCCAUUCUGCGAACUUUUUUCGCCGUUAAUAAUCAACUACGACCUCACUGAGGUAAAAGACGGCCGCUGUUGGUCCAUCAGCCGGCGGGACUUUGUUGAAGAUGCCAUCGAGGAGCAACAGGUGGGAAAGAUCUCGCCGAGAGAAUUCUGUUCCUUCGACUCUGCAAGAGAUCCUGAUCCAAAGUACUUUCGAGAAGUCUUAGAGAACAGCCUAAGCACGCAGGAGGUGGCGAAGUUCUGUGACGAUUUCCUAAAGCUGCUUCUCUACAAUAAAAAACAGCACAAAGACAAGGUGCCGUGUUUGGUAGGCGAUGCCAACAAUGGAAAGACGACUUUGUUCAUGCCCAUUCUAGGCCUCAUCCAUCACGGCAACGUGGCCACGGUGACAAAGCAGAAAGCAUUCAAUAAAUCAAUGAUAACGCCCUUCACUGAAGGGAUAUUCAUCGACGAAGCCACCGAACGCACGCUUGAUUUUGACGAUUGGAAGAUCCUGACUCAGGGUGGGUAUGCCGCCCACGACAUGAAAUAUCAAAGUGCCCGGGCAUUCAUCAACCGCUGCCCCAUGCUGAUCACCUCACAAAGAAAGCUUGCGUUUGGUCCCGCCGAUCAGCCUGCGAUGGAGCGGAGGCUAAGAACCUACACCUUCAGAAGCCUUCCCCGGCAAAAAAAGAAGGCGUCCAACUGGAUGGGAACGCAUCCCAUGGAUUACGUCCUAUGGGCAGUGCAAAAGGCAGAAGGGGCUGAGAACUAG
This is a messenger RNA of Porites lobata, 2396 nucleotides long. The record is from the annotation of a GenBank genome assembly. NCBI's taxonomy places the organism in Eukaryota, Metazoa, Cnidaria, Anthozoa, Scleractinia, Poritidae.